AAGAAAGAGGAGGGAAAGAUAGAGAGGAAGAAGAGUCGAGAGCUCGGCCCCGCCCCUAGCCUAGAGAAUUUGGAGCGUUAUCGGUCAGCAAAUCUCCCUGUCCGUGCUUGAUCCUCCCAGCUCCGCGUGGGUUUCUCUUUCUUGCUUGCUUGAUCGACCAUUGUUUCGCCCGCGCGCUUUGUGGGCGAUUCUAUCUCCGCGCUCUCCGGCUGGAGAUGGGGUCGGAUGGCAAGGGCGAGAAGGACGACAAGAAAAAGGAGGAGAAGAAGCCACAGACCACAGUGCUCAAGCUCCAGUUCCACUGCGACAAUUGCGUGAAGCGAGUCAAGAAAUCGGUGGCGACCCUCAAAGGCGUGACUUCCAUCACUGUGGAUGAGAAAUCCGGCAAGGUGACGGUCGUGGGCCACGUCGAGCCCAAGAAGGUGCUCAAGAGGGUCCAGAAGACGGGCAAGCACGUCGAGAUGCUCGAGCCCAAGGAGAAGAAGGACGACAAGAGCAAGGACGAGAAAUCGAAGAAGGACAAGGGCGACGAUUCGUCGAGCAAGAAGAAGGACGAGGGAGGCUCCAAGAAGGACGACAAGAAAGACGGCGAUGGCGGCAAAUCGUCGGGCAAGAAAGACGAGCACCAGUUGAUGAUCACCAGGAUCGCCCACAACGACUUCACCUACGUUUUCAGCGACGACAAUCCCAACAACAAUUGUAGCAUUAUGUGAUCGUGGAUCGUCUCGGAUUCACUCCGAUGGAUCGAUAGAUCCAGUGAUGGGCUUUCUUACGCCGGCUUUGGUCUAGGUGUGGUUUCAUCUGUACAGGAGAGUUCUUCGUCUUGUUUGUUUUGAUCGGAUCGACCUUCUCUUUUUGACCAUAUAUCAAUCAAUCAAAGGUAUGGCAUCGGUGGAA
Molecule: messenger RNA, 897 nt
Organism: Selaginella moellendorffii
Lineage: Eukaryota; Viridiplantae; Streptophyta; Lycopodiopsida; Selaginellales; Selaginellaceae
Product: heavy metal-associated isoprenylated plant protein 3
Exons: 3
Coding region: 216-713 (165 amino acids)
Molecular function (GO): metal ion binding
Source: RefSeq, a predicted model, not a curated record